AUGGCAAACGACGAUCCUAAUAAGCCCCCAACGGUACCAAGUGGGUGGCUUGCAAAGUUUGAUGAUAAAUACAAGACUUGGUUCUACGUUGACUUAUCGACAAAGAAGUCACAAUGGGAGGCUCCCAAAGGAACCGUGUUUGAUAAAGCCGAUGAUGUCCCACCUCCUGCUUACAGUCCCACCACAUCUAAAGCAGAAACUGUAUCACCAACCACUUCAAAACUGAAUGUUCCUGCAAAAGAUGAGCAAAACAAAGGAUUGUUCAACCGUCAUCAUCAGCAACAACCUGGCUACGGUGGUGGUGCUGCUGCUGCUGGAAGUAUUCCGCCACGAACCCAAUAUCCUGCACAACCUGGCUACGGUGGCUUCCCUCCCCAACAAGCGUAUGGGGGUUACCCUCCUCAAGGCUACGGGGGUUAUCCUCCUCAAGGCUAUGGUGGGUAUCCACCUCAAGGUUAUGGAGGAUACCCACCACAACAAGCACAAAGAAGUAGAUUUGGUGGUGGAGCAGGUAACAUGGCAUUGGGAGUUGGUGGUGGUUUACUAGGAGGUAUGCUUCUUGGAAAUGCCAUGAAUGACUGGGGCGAUAGCGAGAGAAUGGAAGGGUACCAAGACGGCUACCAAGAUGGUUUCGAUAAUGGUGGCGGUGACUUUGAUGGUGGUGACUUUGGUGGUGGUGAUUUCUAA
Lodderomyces parapsilosis is the source of this 687-nucleotide messenger RNA. It is a transcript of the gene IFU5, whose product is annotated as WW domain-containing protein IFU5. The transcript has a single exon. The record is from RefSeq and is a predicted model, not a curated record. Bases 1 to 687 code for a protein of 228 amino acids. Gene Ontology annotation, molecular function: protein binding. NCBI's taxonomy places the organism in Eukaryota, Fungi, Ascomycota, Pichiomycetes, Serinales, Debaryomycetaceae.